AUGUAUUCAUUAGUUUGGAAUAUCGACGAAAGUUACGAAGAGUUUAUUGGAAAGAUUGAAAAUUUAAUUCAUAUAAAUUUAAUAACAAAAUAUACAUUACAAUUGUUCGAUGAUGAUGUAGAUGAAUAUCUUGAUUUGGAUGAAGAAUAUUUUGAUAAAAUGAGACAAGGGCUACUAUCGUCGCUAUCAUCCUCACCCGCAUCGCCAACGUCGUCAACAUAUGAAAUAUCGUUUAAAAUAAUUAAAAAUACUAUUUCAGCAAAUUUUCAGUCGAUUGAACCAGAACAUACGGUAAAAGAAAACUUUAGUAAAAACGAUCAGGAUAAUCUGACAACAGAACAACAGCUACAAGGAUAUAUUAUUGAUCUUACUGCUAAGAGAUCUAUUGAAGGCGGUCGACCACAGCUGCAAAAUGUGCUUGCGAGAAAACUGGAAAACGAUGAUGAAGUGUCACUGGAACAAGAACAUGGAAUGGAACCCAUAGAAUAUUUUGAAAUUACCGAAAACUGUAUUGAAGGGUCUAACAUACAGCCAGUAGAAGUGAUUAAAGAACAAGAAAUUGACGAUGACGAGAGGGAGGACCAUGUUGAUACUGGAAUGAAUCUAUCGGAAUUAUGUUCUGACAUUUGUUGGAGGAAGCUCAUCCGCCUAGUACAAUAA
Messenger RNA from Didymodactylos carnosus, 660 nucleotides. NCBI's taxonomy places the organism in Eukaryota, Metazoa, Rotifera, Eurotatoria, Philodinida, Philodinidae. The record is from the annotation of a GenBank genome assembly.